AACACUCCAUUUACAUUAAACAACCUGAAAUGAGCACUUUCUCUCUGUCUUUGGUGAAAACAAACCCUCAACUAUUACAAAAUACAACCUCAGUGACUACACCGUCUACAUCAGAAAGUACUACAACUCUGAAACUACAAUACACUUCAAGUUGAACUUGAGCUGUGAAGUACCACGACUAUCUUUUCAGCUAUUCCAAUAUCUUGACAUGGACAGAAGAUCAGGCUCAAGAAACCAGGGAUUUUGGCCAAUGCAGUUUGGUGCUGCAUCAUACGGCCCAAACAGGCUGGCUGCAGUGCGGCUGCAGCACUGCGAGCAGUCUCCUAACUCAGUUGUGCAGGGACUCAGAGAUGCCCUGUACUCUGCCAUCACUGAGAUAAAGUCUCUCAAGGAAGAAAACAAAGCCCUGAAGGAGCAGGUCGGUCUGCUGGAACACAGGCAGGUGGAAGUGAGCCAGCUCCAAGAGGAGCUCAAACAAAAAGAUGACCUCCUCAAAAGGGUCACCGAAAAAAGGCGGGCUAGAACAAGAGCCCAUGUGGAGACCCUGGACCUGCUGACGCAGAUGGAGAAGGAGCUGAAGAGGAGUGAAGAGAGGUGGAAGAGCACAUGUGAUGCUCUGGAGGCGAGUCUCAUGUCUAAGAACAACCAGCUGCAGAAUCUCACUUUCAGCACAAAGGAGCACAAGCAGUAUGAGAGAAUUGCUAGAGAGGAGGAAGAGGAGAGAAAUGAGAAGAAAAGACAGGAAGCCAAAGAAAAGAUGGAGGAAAAAGAAAAGUUGAAGAAAGAGGGGAAAGAAAAAAUGGAGAACAAAGAAAAGGAAAAAGAGGAGAAAGAGAUGAAAAGGAGUGGGGAGAAAGAAAUUAAUGAUACAAAAGAGGAGAAGGCAAAGAAGAAGAGGGGAGGAAAAGAAGAACAUGGGUGCAAAAUAAAAAGCAACAGGAAGGAAAAGAAACCUGCUGCUUUGACACAGGUCAGACACCAGCUGGACAUCCUUCCUCUAGAAACCCCUACCUCUACCCUUUACCUACCUCACCCACACCCCUCUUGCUCCUGAAACCCCUACACCACCCCUCCCCCUUUCUACCCCCCUAACCCGCCACCCCAUCCUUUACCCCACUUCAACCUCCCCCACCCCUUCCUCACCCAACCCUUCCUGUGCAUUUAUUAAAUAAUGUGACACUUUCCUAAAUCCAGUUCUGUUAAUGUAAAUUAUAUCUGACUGUGUGUGCGUUUUAGAAUGUAGUGAUCAUUUUAAUUUAUUUGUACAGGCUCCAUGGCACUUAUCAAGUACUACAGCAUUGCAGUACAUUAUUUGUGUAAUGCUCACACAGACACGAACAUGAGUUGCCAUUAGCUAAAGCAGCAGAAAGAAAGAAAAGUUCAUUUUGAUGUUCACAGGAACAGCAGGAUGGAUUCCGUUUCUUUGCUGAAUUAAAGUGAUCCAACAAGA
This is a messenger RNA of Micropterus dolomieu (smallmouth bass), 1450 nucleotides long. Its product is annotated as histone-lysine N-methyltransferase, H3 lysine-79 specific-like. Bases 209 to 1054 code for a protein of 281 amino acids. The record is from RefSeq and is a predicted model, not a curated record. The transcript has 3 exons. Lineage: Eukaryota; Metazoa; Chordata; Actinopteri; Centrarchiformes; Centrarchidae.